AUGCCGUCACAUAAGCUUCACCGCCAUCCAAAAAGCCACGUUCAUCACCGUCACUCUUCAUCACACCACCGUUCACCACCGUUAUAUUUUCCUAACAUCCAAACAGCCAACGACGUGCUCAUGGGAAGGCGAGUCAAAGGAAGUGAAAUCCAUUUCAUCAGAUUUGGUUUGAAAGACAUAAGGGAAAAAUCCGAAAUUAAGCGACUCAAGGAGGAUUCUGAGUUGAUGAUGAAGGAAUAUGGACCGACCUUAGAUGGCUCUUACAUAAAUGAUUUGCCCUUGACGUUGGAGAGUAUGCUGAUGGUCAAGAUAGGUGAUCUCAAAGAGGCAUUCCAAGUGUUUGAUAUAAUGUCAACAAGAGAUCGUUGUCAUGAUACUGGUUCAAUGUUUUCAACCAUAAAAAUGGAAGUUUUUAAUCAAAUGUUAUGGCAAGGGUGUUUGGCAUAUGGUAGAGGCAUGCACAUGUAUAUAUGGCAGAUAAUGCACUAG
Lactuca virosa is the source of this 489-nucleotide messenger RNA. The record is from the annotation of a GenBank genome assembly. NCBI's taxonomy places the organism in Eukaryota, Viridiplantae, Streptophyta, Magnoliopsida, Asterales, Asteraceae.